Molecule: messenger RNA, 363 nt
Organism: Eremomyces bilateralis CBS 781.70
Lineage: Eukaryota; Fungi; Ascomycota; Dothideomycetes; Eremomycetales; Eremomycetaceae
Exons: 2
Source: RefSeq, a predicted model, not a curated record
GUCGAGAAGCUGAUGAAGGGCCACCUGUUUGACAUAUUCAGCGAGCCAAAUGCCAACCGACGAGCUCAUGUCAUCAAGGAGUUCUGGGUCCCGUCUUCCGAAUGCUUGUUCCUCGACCGGUUGGGCGCCUUUCGUGGCCACGACGCCAUCCUCGAUCUCAUCGACGGCUUGCGCAAAUCUAUGGAUGACCUUGCCUUCGAAUUAACCGCGCCAAUUGAAGUGCUGUCUCCAGGCGCGGAGUCGUUCCAAGUGGCUCGGAUCAAGUGGGCGGGUGGGCCGAAGGGGGAACUACCCAUGGUAUUCGGGGAGGACGUGGCGACGGUUGUCGAGGGUAAGAUCAAGACCAUGUAUGCCUUUGUCGAG